AUGGACGUUUCUAUAUCUUCAAAAAUUGACGAAAAAGCAAAUUCAACACAUUGUUUUGCAAUUUGCCGAUCGUGUAAGCGUGCAUAUCCUGAUAAAGAAGAAUCUGAAUUAAAAUUUGGUUAUAUAAAAAACACAUGCAAAAAUCAUUUGCGUGAUUGUAAAGCUUUUCAAAAUGAAGUUACUCCGAAAGAAUAUGAAAAAAUAUUAAAUUUAGAUAGAAAAUUUGUACAACCUUUAGAUUAUAAAGAUGAUGGAGAAAAUUCAUGUUCUUCAUCUCAAAAAAAAAUUUAA
Messenger RNA from Cetraspora pellucida, 291 nucleotides. Lineage: Eukaryota; Fungi; Glomeromycota; Glomeromycetes; Diversisporales; Gigasporaceae. The record is from the annotation of a GenBank genome assembly.